UACAAACUUUACACAGAAAGAUCCAAGCUUAGAUUCCAACAGGACCUUCUUGUUGUGAGCGGUAACCAAAAAUUUAGGGAAAGCUUUAGAUUGCUGAACAGGGACUUCUGUUUUGUGACUUUUUUCAAAAUAACAAUAAUAAAAAAAACAUAGAAAUCCAGUUGUGCCUUGUGUAAUUCUCUACAGAACUCCUCUCAUUGCCAAUAAAAGUGAAGCUCCAUCAUGUUGAAGGUUUACAGACUGGAGCAGUCAUGAGCUCCAGUUGAAACAGAAUGAUUUUUCUCAAUGACGUCCUCGUGGAGAUGCUAUCAGAGCUUGAGAAGUCUGCUGUGUCUCUCUCCUCACGUCUGCAGUCCUCAUACAACAGCAGGUAUAGUAGCGGAGUGUGUUGGAGUGCAGUGGAGGGAAGUGGGGAACAGUCUCAGUGAUUGUGACUGUAGGGCCCCACAGCUGCCAUGGGACUCCAAAUCUCCCCUACAGUGCAUGUUUUUGAGUGGGGAGCUUGUACUGUAGAUCCUGUGUCAAAUACGACCAUUUAGAUGGAAAAAAUACCUUUACAUUUUGUUAAGUUUCAGCGUGUCUCAUUAAUUUUAGAUAAACAUUCAUGAAAAAUGACUAAACCAUUCAGAAAAAAAAUUGUCACACUAAAUCAAUAAAAAUAAAAGCCAGAAAAUCUAAGUCAAACAAGCAAUAGCAUGAUGUGGUAGAGUUCAUAUUUAGCCCAAGAGGUAUUUCUGUAAGAUGUAAGCCAACCAUAAACAUCAGGAUGUUGUAGUAAUGCUGCUAUGUGUGUUUUUUAGAGGUGGGAGGGUGAUGUUUUUUCAGCGAGCAACCAAGGCAGGAGGGUGGAGUAAAUUGGACCACUGGGGAAUGUGAAAUGCUUCAAAGGGGGCUAAAGCUGCUGGGAAAGUCAGCAGGGAUUGAAAUAUAGCUGCAUUUUUGUCAGUGGCUUUAGACUGCUUGACUUGAGCUACAGGUAAAACUGGAACGACUGACGAGAAGAUGUUUUACUGCAAAAUGAUUUGCUGACGGCACACGAAGAGGGAUAAGAGAAUGACAGGGACCAUGGCAUCCUCAGCUCUGACUAGUCUCUCAAUGAUGAGUCUGCUCAGCCUCAGUUACCUGUCCUGGGAUCUGAUGGGUCCGAACCAGCUGGAAAAUACCCCCGAUGAAAGCUUUAAUGACCCAGCUUCUGGUCUUCAACCUCCUCACAUUAUUUUCAUCAUGACGGAUGACCAGGGGUUCAAUGAUAUUGGAUAUCACAGCUCAGACAUCAAGACACCGACGCUGGAUAAACUGGCUGCAAACGGGGUAAAACUGGAGAACUAUUACAUCCAGCCCAUCUGCACACCGUCUCGAAGCCAGUUCAUCACCGGCAGGUACCAAAUUCACACUGGUCUCCAGCACUCCAUAAUUCGGCCCCGUCAGCCCAACUGCUUGCCCUUUGACCAGGUCACCCUCCCUCAGAGGCUUCAGGAGCUUGGUUACUCCACUCACAUGGUGGGCAAGUGGCACCUGGGCUUCUACAAGAAGGAAUGUCUGCCCACUCGCCGCGGGUUUGACACAUAUUUUGGCUCCUUAACGGGGAGCGUGAACUACUACACCUAUAGCUCAUGCGACGGUCCGAAGCUUUGUGGCUUCGACCUCCACGAAGGGGAGUCGGUGGCCUGGGAUCAGGGAGGUAAAUACUCCACACAUCUGUUCACGCAGAGAGUCCGCAAGAUCCUGGCAAGACACAAUCCUCAGUCCCAGCCACUCUUCAUCUUCCUCUCCUUCCAAGCUGUCCACAGUCCUCUGCAGUCUCCAAAGGAGUACAUCUGCCCUUACAGCGGGCUGGAGAACGUCGCACGCAGAAGGUAUGCCGCUAUGGUUUCAGCAGUAGAUGAGGCGGUCCGGAACAUAACAUACGCCCUUCGUAAGUACGGAUACUACCAGAACAGUGUUCUAAUUUUCUCCAAUGACAACGGUGGCCAGCCUUUGUCCGGUGGAAGUAACUGGCCGCUCAGAGGACGUAAAGGCACCUACUGGGAGGGAGGCAUUCGAGGACUUGGGUUUGUCCACAGUCCUCUUUUGAGGAAGAGGAGGCGAGUGAGCAAAGCCUUGGUUCACAUCACGGACUGGUACCCCACACUUGUGGGAUUAGCAGGUGGGAAUGAGUCUAUGACUGACGGCCUGGAUGGGUAUAAUGUUUGGGAGGCCAUAAGUGAAGGGAAGGAGUCACCAAGACUAGAGAUCCUCCACAACAUCGACCCUCUCUUCAACCAUGCUCGGAGUGGCUCCCUGCAGCAAGGAUUCGGGAUUUGGAAUACCGCCAUUCAGGCUUCCAUUCGAAUGGGAGACUGGAAGCUCCUGACAGGAAACCCUGGACGUGGAGACUGGAUCCCCCCACAGAUUCUUCCAGGUUUUCCGAACAGCUCGUGGAACCUGGAACGCAUCAUAAAGCAUCAAAAAUCUGUGUGGCUUUUCAACAUCUCAGAAGACCCCUAUGAGCGAUUUGAUUUGUCCGAGCAAAGACCAGAUGUUGUAAAGCAGCUGUUAGCGAGACUUGCAUACUACAACCAAAGUGCAGUGCCAGUGAGGUUUCCCUCAGAGGACCCUCGGGCCAACCCAAACUUAAAUGGGGGUGCCUGGGUGCCCUGGGUGGCAGAUGAAGUGGAAAAGAUUGAGUCAACUGUUUGUUUGAGGAAAAACAAGAACACGAAGAAGAAAUCUAGUUUGUACAAAUACAAAUCAUUGCUGAGGAGACUCAACAUUAUUUCCAACAGAAUAAAAAAUCUUUGAGAUUCAAGGAUGAGGACAGGAAACUGUUGAGUACUGUCAAAAUAUAAU
Molecule: messenger RNA, 2829 nt
Organism: Oryzias melastigma (Indian medaka)
Lineage: Eukaryota; Metazoa; Chordata; Actinopteri; Beloniformes; Adrianichthyidae
Gene: arsia
Product: arylsulfatase family, member Ia
Exons: 2
Coding region: 1054-2781 (575 amino acids)
Source: RefSeq, a predicted model, not a curated record